CGCCCCGUGUGGCUCCCGGAUCCCGGCAACUAGCCAGAGCCAUUUGCUCCCGCCGCGGGGACCCGAGGGAAGGGUGGCGGCAGCGGCGACGACGACGGAGGAGGUGAUAGCGGCGCUGGCGCUAAAGCUGCUUAGAAGUUCCUCACAGUUAAAAAUAAGGAAGUAAAUUUCAAUAAAACAACCUCCUAAAGAAUGGUGAAAUAAUGAAAAGAGCAAUCUGAAUAACUUUUUGGUGAUGUUGCUUAACAAAGUCGAAAUAACAGCAUUCCAGAUCAUGUGGUGAAAUGAGAAAUUUGAAGAAAAUGGAAGCAUUCAUAUUUUUUGUGCUGUGUAUAAUGUUGCCCUUCAUAAGAGGGCACAGUUUUUUUACCUGUGAACCAAUUACUGUUCCCAAAUGUGUGAAAAUGACCUACAAUAUGACAUUUUUCCCUAAUUUGAUGGGACAUUAUGACCAGUCUAUUGCUUCACUGGAAAUGGAGCCUUUUCUCCCUCUAGCAAAUCUGCAUUGUUCUCCAGAAGUUGACAUUUUCCUCUGUAAUGCUUUUGUGCCAGCCUGCACUGAGCAAAUUCAUGUGGUUCCUCCUUGUCGAAAAUUUUGUGAGAGAGUAUACUCUGAUUGUAAACACUUAAUUGAUACUUUUGGGAUCACGUGGCCUGAAGAACUUGAAUGCAGCAGAUUGCAGUAUUGUGAUGAGACUGCUCCAGUUGCUUCUGAUCUUACCACCAAGUUUCAUGACCCACCGAAAACACCAGAACAUGUUCAAAGAGACUAUGGAUUUUGGUGUCCAAGGCAUCUGAAGACAUCUGGUGGACAAGGCUACAAAUUUCUUGGAAUUGACCAGUGUGCACCUCCAUGCCCUAACAUGUAUUUCAAAAAUGAUGAAUUGGAAUUUGCAAAAAGUUUCAUUGGAAUUGUUUCAAUAUUUUGCCUUUGUGCAACUUUGUUCACCUUCCUGACUUUUCUAAUUGAUGUUAAAAGAUUUAGGUACCCAGAAAGACCAAUUAUAUAUUAUUCUGUCUGUUAUAGCAUUGUAUCAUUAAUGUACUUUAUUGGAUUUUUGCUAGGCAAUAGCACAGCCUGUAAUAAGGCAGAUGAAAAACUAGAACUUGGUGAAACAGUUGUUUUGGGCUCCCAAAAUAAGGCUUGUACUGUUCUCUUUAUGCUUUUGUAUUUUUUCACAAUGGCAGGCACUGUAUGGUGGGUGAUUCUUACCAUUACUUGGUUUUUAGCUGCAGGAAGAAAGUGGAGUUGUGAAGCGAUUGAACAAAAGGCUGUGUGGUUUCAUGCAGUUGCCUGGGGGAUGCCUGGUUUCUUGACAGUUAUGUUACUAGCUAUGAACAAAGUUGAAGGGGACAACAUCAGUGGUGUUUGUUUUGUUGGCCUUUACGACCUAUAUGCUUCUCGAUACUUUGUUUUGUUGCCUCUGUGCCUUUGUGUGUUUGUUGGAUUGUCUCUUCUUUUAGCUGGCAUCAUUUCUUUAAAUCAUGUACGGCAAGUUAUACAGCAUGAUGGAAGAAAUCAAGAAAAACUCAAGAAAUUUAUGAUUAGAAUUGGAGUCUUCAGCGGUUUGUACCUUGUUCCAUUAGUGACACUUCUUGGAUGUUAUGUUUAUGAGCAGAUAUACAGAAUUACCUGGGAAACAACUUGGGUCUCUGACCAUUGUCAUCGAUACCAUAUCCCAUGCCCCCAUCAGGCAAAAACAUUAGCACGUCCAGAAUUGGCAUUGUUUAUGAUAAAAUAUCUGAUGACAUUGAUUGUUGGAAUCUCUGCAGUCUUUUGGGUGGGAAGCAAAAAGACCUGCACAGAAUGGGCCAGUUUUUUCAACAGAAAUCGCAAGAGAGAUCCCAUCAGUGAGAGCAGAAGAGUGCUGCAAGAAUCUUGUGAAUUUUUCUUAAAACACAAUUCUAAAGUUAAACAUAAAAAGAAGCACUACAAAUCAAGUUCACAUAAACUAAAAGUAAUUUCCAAAUCUAUGGGAACCAGUACAGGAGCUUCAGCAAAUCAUGGAAUAUCUGCAGUAGCGAUUGCUAAUCAUGAUUAUUUAGGACAAGAGACUUUGACAGAAAUCAAAACGUCCCCAGAAACAUCUGUGAGAGAAACGGGAGCAGAUGGAUCCUGCAGUCAGAAAACAAGAGAAAAUAAUGUGGCAGAGCAUGCAUCACCUGCAGAUUGUAGUUCUAAACUGUCUGUGGAACAAAUAGAAAGAAGAUGCAAGUCAGGAAAUUCAAAUGAUAAGAACAGUAUAUCUGGAAGUGUGCGGAGUGAAGGAAGGGUAACCCCAAAAGCCAGUUUUACUGAAACUCACCUACUACAGAGUAGCAAUUUGCAGAUAUCCAGCACUUCACAACCAGGUAGUCCAAAAGGCUCUACAUCACUCCUCAUCCACUCUGCUUUGGACAUUGGGAAAGAACAGAAUUCUGGAAAUAAUUCAGAUACUUGAAAAAAGAAAAUCGCCAUACAAUUUCACUUAUAACUACUAACCCCAAAGGGGAUUCAUGUUACACUGGAAAAGAACAAUGCACUAAGCCUUAUAAAUGCCUUUGUAUAUAUCUCUCAUUUUGCACAUAGAGUUACAUUGCCUCCUGUUACAAUGGAGAGAAGAGAUUUCAAGAGUGCUUUGUCAGUUUAUAAAGAGACUAAUAAUAUAGCAAAAGGCUUAAAGAACUGAAUUGCACAGGUUUAAUGAUAAUAGGACAAAUAUGGAGAUGGUGGAAAGAAGAAUCCUUUUCUUAAGUUAAUGAACAUUGUCCUAAAAUUUAUCUUAUUGUAAGUUGACAUUUCACUUUUGUGAGUUGUCAAGAUUUUAUUUUACUUCAGUAAUUUUAAUCUAACUCUUCCAACUUGUUUUCUUUAUUUUAAAAGUAAGUAUAUAAAGAUUUGUUAAAAAAAAACUAUUUAAGUUUUGUGCUAUACUGUUGUGCCAUUAUUUCAUUUUAACAUUGUCAUUGGUAAUUUUUACACUGAGCUUCAAAGAAAAAUUAGGGAGUGGAAUAGAAAUGAUAACAGCACCUAUCUUAUUAGUAACAGAUAGAUGUAUUUUAAAUGGCACAUUUAAAAUAAUCAAAAUACUUUGUGCUACAUGAUUCUUCUUCAAAUAAAUUAUAUAGAAUCUACUCAGGUGCCUUAGGAUUUUGCUGAACAUUCAACAUUUUGUAUCAAUGAUAUUAAUGUCUCAAAGAUAAGAAAUAUGGUUAUGAUAAAUCAAAAAAUUUUUCCAGCAUAUUUUAAAAUUUAAAUAUAUUUCUUCACAUCAUUUUAUUUCAUAUCAAAUAAAAUGUUUAGUAACUUACUGCCUUAAAUAAUAUGUUGUGAGAAUCAAAUGAAAUAAUACCCAUAAAGUGCUUUGCAAAACAUAAGGUGCUCUAUAAAUAUUAGCUAAUAUUAUUAUCAUAGUAAUCAUUCAGUGUAAUAUAAAAUAUAAAAUAGAAUUAUACUUGUGAUUUCAUAGUUAUUGGAAACCCUUUUACCAAUUCAUCUGGAUACCUGCUUUGCAACUUCUGAUUUUAGAGAAUUAUCAGGGCCACUUGAUAAGUUAAAUGACUUGCCCCUUUGCUACUAUAAAGGCAUAAUUUGAAUUCAGGUCUUCUUGGUUCCAAAUCUAUUUUUCUUUCUUCUGUGCCUUUCUGCCUAUCAAAAUGCAAUCCACUAUCUAAAUGCUCUUAAAAUGACAAUUUAUAUGUUUUUUGCCAUCUGUCUUUAAAAAUUUAAAAUUUGUAAAUAAUUUUGUAUGUCCAUAGAAAUUUUAGAAGUUUCUACUGAGAUGAAAUGCCUAAUUAAUUUUAGAAAUAGUUCUUUUGUGCAGCUGAAUUUUGGUGCUGUUCAAGUGUAACUAAUAUGGUAUUGUGCUAUUCAUGAAAUUUCUGUGUGAUUUACCUUUUACUUUUUUUUGGUUUUAGUUCAUUAAGACAAUAUUCUAAAGGACUCUUUGAUGUUCCCUCUUUAAAGAAAAAAAAAGAUUUCAUGACCUCUUAAGAAUGUUUACUUUCACAAUUGGUAGAUAAGUUGAUUUUAACUCUCUGAAGAAAAAUACUAUUUCUAUUGCUCAGAGGAAUUUUGUAUGAUAAUUUUUACCAAAAAAUGUACAAUAGAGCAUAUAAUGUAAAUCAAGGUGUUCUCCCUACACAGAAAGAUGUAUCAAAACUUCACUUGGUUUUUAAUUGUGCUUCUUAUUAGUAAUAGGGUAUAUUUUAAAUGGCACAUUUAAAAUAAUCAAAAUACUUUGUACCACAUGAUUCUUCUUCAAAUAAAUUGUAUAAAAUCUAUUCAAGGGCCUUAGGAUUUUGCUGAAUGUUCCAUUGAAGUGUAUUUUGUAUCAGUAAUAUUAGUGUCUCAAAAAUAAGAGAUGUAGUCAUGGUAAGCUGAAAAAAUUUUUCCAGCAUAUUUUGAAAUUUAAAUAUAUUUCUUCACAUUAUUUUAUUUCAUAUCAAAUAAAAUGUUUAUUAAUUUAUUGCCUUAAAUAAGAUUCCCUGAUGCUUUUGAUUUUUCCUGUUUGUUUUGCAUACACAAUUGAAGUAUAAAGAAAAUAUUCAAUAUACUACAUUAAAAUGAUGUAAAUAUUAAUGUUUUUACAUUUACAAAUGUGAGCUUUAUAUAGACUUUCAACUAUAUAUGACUUUGUAUACUUUUCCAACCAUUUGUAUGAUCUUUUCCAUAAUAAAAUAUCAUUUGUUAAAGCCA
This is a messenger RNA of Antechinus flavipes (yellow-footed antechinus), 4678 nucleotides long. It is a transcript of the gene FZD6, whose product is annotated as frizzled class receptor 6. Gene Ontology annotation, biological process: canonical Wnt signaling pathway; non-canonical Wnt signaling pathway. The transcript has 7 exons. Bases 285 to 2441 code for a protein of 718 amino acids. Gene Ontology annotation, molecular function: Wnt receptor activity; Wnt-protein binding. The record is from RefSeq and is a predicted model, not a curated record. Lineage: Eukaryota; Metazoa; Chordata; Mammalia; Dasyuromorphia; Dasyuridae. Gene Ontology annotation, cellular component: plasma membrane.